UGCUCACAGUCACGUGCCCCGCGCCCUGCUGGAGCGGGGUGGUUGGGUCUGGCAGGGGCCGCUGCACUAGGCGACGCGGCGGCUGCGCCGGGCUCCGGGCGGGCAGGCGGGGGGUGGUAGCAGCGCUGAGCGAUGGCCGGGGAGGACGGAGCCGCCGCCCCCGAGGCUGUGCAGCCCCGCGCGGACCCGAGCCCGGGCACUGGCGGCGGCUACGAUGGCAAGUGCGUCUUCUGCAGGAUCGGCCGUGGGGAGGAGCCGGGCACCGCGCUGCUGCCCUGCGAGUCUGAAGGCCUAGUCUGUUUUAGAGAUAUCAGACCUGGGGCUCCACACCAUUAUCUAGUAGUGCCAGUAGAGCAUAUGGGAAACUGCAAGACUCUAAAGAAAGAGCACAUACCACUAGUGGAGAAAAUGAUGGAAGCUGGAAAGAACAUUCUUCAGCAAAAUAAUUUUACUGACUUGAACGAUAUAAGGAUGGGAUUCCACUGGCCUCCAUUCUGCUCAAUAUCUCACUUACAUCUUCAUGUCCUGGCCCCAGCCAGUCAGUUGGGAUUCUUGUCCAGGAUGAUAUACAGAAUCAAUUCCUAUUGGUUUAUCACGGCUGAACAGCUGAUUGAACGACUGCAGACUGAAAAUGCUGCCAGUUGAAAGCACCUUGCCUAGUUCUGGAUCGCAAAUCAAUUUAGAUUUUGUUCUUUGAACUCUGAUUAAGAUUAUACAGUUUGGUGCAACUAUUUGUUAGGGUUUUUUUUAAGAAAAGGAAAAGCUUGAAUUGAUUGUCUAUUCCUUCAGGGCAAGAAACUUUUGAUUGUCUACCUAAUUCUUAAUGUAUGUAUACUCAAGUUUUCUGAUAAUAGAUGCAAAAUAUUUGACUGGAAAAUAGAGUAAUUUAUAAAACACUAGUCCUAGUAAAACAGAGUAUAAACAGUAAUGGUUUGAAUGUAUUAAAACUGGGAAAAUUUUCAACAGUAACUAUUAAUAGCAUGUACACUGUACCAAGUUGAAUGCUUAAAAGUGGAAUCUAGCUUUUUUAUUUUAAAAAAAUUGGGGAAUGCAAUAGUGUUUAAAACGUACAGGUUUCCUUUAGUACUUGCAAGAGUCAUGCUGGUGAUGUCUAGUUCUGAGUAGGUACAGUGCUAAAGAUAGACACUACUGUUUUUUGGUGCUAAACCAUCACUGUAUCUUGCAUGGUAAUGGUCUGUAGCAAGUGCUAAACAUAACAUAUUGAGCCCAGAAUAUGAUGAUGCUUUAGAACAUAGAAUUUAGUUUAAAUGUGUGUAGGAAUGUUUAUAUGAUGGACUUGGAUUAAGAUUGUUACUCACCUUGAAUAUUAAUUCUCUAAAUAAUUUAACUAUACAUUUAAAAAUCUUGUCAAGAGUUUGGAUGGAUUGAAUUAACACACUUGCCUCUGGGAAUCAAGUUUUAACUAGAACCUAGAUUAAGGACUUGUCUACACAGUGCAUUAGUCAGCACUAGAAGAGCGGGGUGUAAAUUCUAGUGUACAUUACUCUGUUGCAUACUAACUAGCCUGUGUGGCUCCUGCUGGAAUGCACUAAAAGAUCCCUAGUGUGUGUGAAUGUAGUCCUGUUUCAAACAGUACUACAUUCACACACACUAGGGAUCUUUUAAUGCAGUGGUCCCCAACGCGGUGCCCGUGAGCGCCAUGGCACCCACUGGGGCAUCUAUCUGCGCCUGCCUACUGGCCCACGGACAAGCAUCCGCCGAAAUGCUGCCGAAAAGCAGCAACGUCAAGAGGCGUUGCUGCCGAAAUGCCGCUGAAAAGCAGCGUCAUCAAGAGGAUUGACACUGAUUUUCGGCAGCAUUUCAGUGGUGACGCCUCUUGACGUUGCCGCUUCUCGGUGGCAUUUCGGCAGAUGCUUGUCUGCCGGCCACUGUCCUCUGUGUCUCGGCGCCCGCCAGAUGAAAAAGGUUGGGGACCACUGUUUUAGAGCAUGCCAGUGAGGUUCACAUGGGCCAGUUAGUUUGCAACAUGGUAGUGUGCACUAGAAUUUUACAUCCUUCUCGUGCAGACGAACACACUGGGUAGACAAGCCCUAACAUAUGGUUCUACUGAAUGUCACUUGGAUUUACUUAUGCCGUGGCUAAAUUUGACUCCUAACUAUUAUAGGUCACAAGAUAAAUUGUUCACUGAUGGUAGGUCUUGUUGUUCUUGAGCUCACCACACACAACUACCAUAUAAUCUGAUAGAUUUUGGCAUAUCUGGGACAUCUGGCAUAUCAAAGCCCAAAUCUGAAAUAUUCAUGUGAUGCGGUGUCAAAGAGUUGCAUGAGGAGGUGUUCACAGGGCCUGUCUGCACUGUGCCUGGCUUUGGCCAGUGCUGUCGGUCCCUCAUUUUUAUUAAUUCCGAUAAUUUGAAAAGAAGAUAAAAUUUCAGGACAAUAAUUUUAUCCCUUGUUUGUUUGGUGUUUUUUUGUUUGUUUCUACCAAACCAUUUUGCAUUUACCUAAUUGAAACCAGUGCCCUUAGCAUCUAUGUGUUAACAGCCAAGGUAGUGGUUAUCCAUUACACCUGCAGGUUUCUCUGAGAAGUCUUGAAGUGCUUGCCACGGAUCCUGUUGCCUUACUGAUGCAAUGUUUUGUAAUGUUUAUUUAUGUAACACCUUACUUGUAUAUAGUACUUGAAGUGUUAAGAAUAUGCAGACCAAAGAACAAAAUUCCCUGCCAUAAAGAGCUUGCUUCUGUCUAUCUUUUCUCUGAGACAUUGCACUUAGGCUAUCUCUGCAGUUGGAGCUGAGGGUGUGGUUCCCGGACCUACCUGUGCUAGCUUUGCUUAAGUUAGCAUGCUAAAAAUAGCAGUGUAAUUUAUGGUAGGGGGGGAGGCGUGAGCUUGUGGCAUGAGCUAGCUGUCCUGCUUGUAUCCCACCCAGACCCAGUGGUUACCUUCUCAAGGCAGCUAGCCCACGCUGCCACUUGCUGCUGCCUGUGUGACUCUGGCUACACUGCUAUUUUUAGCAUGCUAGAUUGAUCAAAGCUAGCACCGGUACAUCUACCGGAGCUGGGAAAGCAUCUUCAGCUCCAAAUAUAGAUGCAGUGUUAGUGUCUUGAUCCUCUUGUUACAGGGGAUUGUCUUGUAACUUACAGUACUUUGGAGUCUGGUUUAUUUCAGAAUGGUGCUAGGAAGACUUUGAUUCAUUCCUUUCAAUAAUUGGGGAUCAACUCACACAUCCUAACUUGAUUAAAAUAUUAGGAUGCCAAUAUAUUAACAUCUUUUUUAAAACAGUGUUAAAAAUACUGCUCAUGAAUAUUGUGGUAGUGAGUUAAUUUAUGUAACUAUACUUAACUGAUAUGCAUCAUUACAAGCUACUUUUAUGAGCCAGUUUUAAAAUAUUGUGGAAAAGCUUAAUAAAAACCAGAAGUAGUAAAUGUUAA
This is a messenger RNA of Mauremys reevesii (Reeves's turtle), 3386 nucleotides long. It is a transcript of the gene HINT3, whose product is annotated as histidine triad nucleotide binding protein 3. Gene Ontology annotation, molecular function: catalytic activity. The transcript is spliced from 5 exons. NCBI's taxonomy places the organism in Eukaryota, Metazoa, Chordata, Testudines, Geoemydidae. Bases 133 to 645 code for a protein of 170 amino acids. The record is from RefSeq and is a predicted model, not a curated record.